AUGCACAGAUAUAUAAGGGCUUGAAACACAGUGAAAAAUGGGAAGGGUUUUAUUUUACAAGUAGAGAGAGAAAACAGAAAGAAGUUGAAAGAAGAGAGAGAAGAAAGAAAGAUGGGUGAGAGUGUGUUUGGGGUUGGUGAGAAAGAAGAUGGAUUUGAACAUUUGGAGAACAAUCACUCUUUUCUUCAAGCCAUUAAUGUUGAUGAUCAUGAUUUCGAAUCUGGAGUUGGUCCCAAAAGGAUUAGACUUUCUCCUCAUCAUUUUAACCAUUUUCAGGAAGGAGAAACAGAUAGUAGUUCCGGAGGGUCAAGCCCACUUGGCUUAUCUCUGAAAAAAACACCAUCGUUUCUCGAUUUGCUGCAAAGAUCUUUAUUCAUGUCUAAGGCCAAGGACACAGUUUUCACUACUACUUCACCACCUGAAAAUCCUACAACAAAGUCCGACGAUUCCGCACCUCCAUCGUCCUCUAUCUCCGAGAAAUUAAAGGCCUCUAAUUUCCCCGCGGUUUUCAUAAACAUCGGAUCCUGGCAGAGGUGUACACGUCACGAAGGAGAUUUGACUGCGAAACUGUACUACGCGAAACGAAAGCUCGUUUGGGAGGUAUUGGAUGGUGCUCUGAAGAGUAAGAUCGAAAUCCAAUGGUCCGAUAUUAUUGGCAUUAGGGCCAUUUUGCCUGAUAAUGAGCAUGGAACUCUUGAAAUCGAGCUUAAUAACCCGCCUUUGUACUACCGAGAAAUCAAUCCUCAGCCGAGAAAGCAUACACUUUGGCAACAAUCUUCUGAUUUCACAGGAGGUCAAGCCCCUAUUUGGAGGAGGCACUAUGUGAAAUUCCCAGCUGGAAUAUUGGACAAACAUUACGAAAAGCUUCUGCAAUGCGACGAACGACUCUUCGCCUUGAGCCAAAAGCCAUUCCCAACCUGCGAAUCUGCUUAUUUCGACCCAACUAUGUUUCGCAUUUCAGAAAUGUAUCUCAAUUUCAAUAAUCGAUCGAGGAUGCAAUAUCCCUAUCCACCACCAACAGUUUCGCCUAUGCCAAAUCCAACAAUACCGGUUAUGGACUUGCCUUACGGAAACGAAGGAGGAAGUAUCAAUCCAUUUGCGCCCGAUAAUAAUAAUAAUAACAAUAUUGUCUAUCAAGAUCCUUGGUAUAUUAAUACUGCAGCACCACAAGGAGGGAGCCAGGUUUACGAUUACGAUUACAAUCAUCAGACUUAUUACAAUAAUAAUAAUGAAUAUUCAAAAGUAGGAGCGUUGGGCGAUAUCGAGAACCAUUUGUUCGGUGAGUCGCAAGUAUUGUAUUCGGAUGAAGGGACACUCGGCGCGAAUAUGGAGUCAAUGUGUUCGUUGCUCGAACCGGCGCCUCUGAUGAACUAUGAUCAUCAAAUGAUGAUGAAUAUUCCGGAUAAUAAUAUAUAUUCGGAUGGUAAUUUCUACACUAGUAGUGCAGAGGGUACUGUUAAUUGGCUGCCUCAAGAAUUUGUUAUUAAUAAUGAUGCUACGGAAACUGCAGAGGCGACGCUGAAUAACGCACUCCCUCUCGAUCCGUUCAUGUUUCCGGGCAACGAUAAUCCAACCAGUAGAGAUUAUUUCUUUAAUUAG
Molecule: messenger RNA, 1599 nt
Organism: Erythranthe guttata (spotted monkey flower)
Lineage: Eukaryota; Viridiplantae; Streptophyta; Magnoliopsida; Lamiales; Phrymaceae
Source: RefSeq, a predicted model, not a curated record